Molecule: messenger RNA, 4258 nt
Organism: Apis mellifera (honey bee)
Lineage: Eukaryota; Metazoa; Arthropoda; Insecta; Hymenoptera; Apidae
Gene: Tnpo-SR
Product: transportin-3
Exons: 18
Coding region: 216-3068 (950 amino acids)
Biological process (GO): protein import into nucleus
Cellular component (GO): nuclear membrane; cytoplasm
Molecular function (GO): small GTPase binding
Source: RefSeq, a predicted model, not a curated record
AAACAGUUGAUAUACAACUAUAGUUGAAUUGUGAUUGAUAAACGUAUAAUAGAUAAUAUAAUUUUAAUAUAUAGGUUAAUGAUAUAAACGGAAUCACUUGUACAGGUUGGAUUUGGAGAUCGGAUGUAACGCGGUAUAAAACGCGAGUGAUUUGUUGUCAGUAGGAAUUAACUGUGUGUAUGGCUAUUACCGGGAAAAUAAAUAUUUUUUGAAGAAUGGAGUCUCCGCCUGACCUGGAAACAGUUUACCAGGCUGUAUAUUCUUUAUAUAAUAAUUCAAAUCCUUCGGGGCCAGGAAAAAUAUCUCAAUGGUUGGACGAAUUACAAAAAUCAGUAUUUGCAUGGAAAAUAGCAGAUGAAAUGUUGCAACAAAAACGAGAUUUUCAAUCUUGUUAUUUUGCUGCACAAACAAUGCGUACCAAAAUACAAUUAUGUUUCCAAGAAUUACCUCCAGAAGCUCAUACUUCUUUGAGAGAUUCUUUAAUGAAUCACAUAUCACAAAUUAAUGAACAUACCAACUCUGCUAUUGUUACACAGUUGUGUUUAGCAUUAGCAGAUCUUGCAUUACAAAUGUGUACAUGGGAAAAACCAGUUGUGGAUUUAAUUAAUAGAUUUGGCGGAUCAACUGCUAGUUUAUGGCCAUUACUUGAAGUAAUGACAGUAUUACCAGAAGAAGUGAAUUCAAGAUCUCUUAGAUUAGGAGCUAAUCGCAGACAACAUAUAUUGCUUGAACUUAAUGCAAGUGCAGAUACAGUGACAGAAUUUUUGAAAAUGUGUUUAAAAAAUGGCGGAGAGAAUGUACAAAUCCGUGUUACAAUUCUUAGAUGUUUUACAAGUUGGAUUGCAGUACAUGCUAUACCUCUUGUACCUACAAGUGAUGUUAUUGUAUAUACUCUUCAGAUACUUGGAAAUCAUAUGACUGGAUCUCAAUUACACGAAGCAGCUGCAGAUUGUAUAUGUGUAAUUCUGCAAAUUUUGGAAGAAGACAGUAAUAGUAAUCAGGAUAAUAAUAGCGAAUCUAAUAUACAACUACAACAGUUACAAUUAUUUCUUUUUACUAGCGUAAUGACUUUAGAACAACCAUAUCAUUUAUCUGUUGCACAUGAAGAUAUGGACAAGUCGAUAAACUAUUGUCGAAUUUUUACGGAAUUAGCUGAAACCUUUCUAGAAACCAUAGUAAAUGGUUGUGCAGGAGGAAAACAACAUUAUGCUAUUAAAAUUCUUGAUCUUGUCUUAGUAUGUGUUGGACAUCAUGAUUAUGAAGUAGCACAAAUAACUUUCAAUUUGUGGUAUCGUUUAUCUGAAAUUCUCUAUCAAAAAAAUAGUGAUGAUCUUAAUGCAGUAUUUCGACCUCAUAUUGAAAGAUUAAUUGGAGCACUAUGUAGGCAUUGUCAAAUGGAACCAGAUCAUUUAGGUCUAGUAGAAGAGGGAGCUGGUGGAGAAGAAUUUGCAGAUUUUAGAAAUCGUGUUUCAGAUUUAAUAAAGGAUGUUGUAUUUGUAGUUGGAAGUAGUCAUUGUUUUCGACAAAUGUUUUCAUCUUUGACAGGUGGUCCAGGACCACAAGGUCAGCCUAAUCAUGUACCUACAUGGGAUUCAACUGAAGCAGCUCUAUUUGUGAUGCAAGCAGUGGCAAAAAAUAUUUUACCAAAAGAAAAUGACGUAGUGCCGAAAGUAGUAGAGGCCAUUUUAAAUUUACCAGAAAAUACUCAUAUAGCUGUUCGUCAUACAAGCAUUCUAUUAUUGGGAGAACUUUGUGAAUGGAUAGACAAUCAUCGUCAAUCUCUAGAACCUGUUUUGAAUUUUCUUUUGACCUGCUUAAAUCAAAAAGGUUUAGGAAGUGCAGCUUGUGGUGCAUUGUUAAGUAUAUGUACUGCUUGCCCAUCACAUAUGGCUUCACAUUUUCCAGGAUUAUUACAAAUAGCACGUUCUCUUGAUAAUUUUGCUAUCAGUAAUGAUGCUGCUAUUGGUUUGCUUAAGGGAGUAGCAAUAAUUAUGUCAAGCUUACCACGUGAAAAACUUACACAAGCUAUGAAAGAAUUAUGUUGGUUUCAAGCAAGACCAUUGUGUGAGAUUAUGGAACGUAGAAUUCCCAUCGAAGUAGGAACUAAGACUGAUCCUGUGAUAUGGCUAGACAGAUUAGCUGCUAUAUUUAGGCAUACUGAUCCUCCAAUUGAAGAUAGUUUUGAACCUCAUCCUUGUCAAAGUGCUGUUACUGAAAUGUGGCCCAUAUUAUCAAAUGUAUGCACAACAUAUCAACAUGAUGCAAAAUUAAUGGAAAGAUGUUGUCGUUGUCUAAGAUUUGCUGUUCGUUGUGUAAGAAAACAUUCCGCCCAUCUUCUUGAACCGCUUGUAAAACAGAUUGUGCAAUUAUACGCAGCUCAUCAACAUAGUUGUUUUUUAUAUCUCGGUUCAAUAUUAGUUGACGAAUACGCUACAGAUUCAGAAUGUGUCUCUGGUUUGUUAAAAAUGUUAGAGGCAUUUAUUGGACCUACUUUUAAUAUUCUUCAACAACAAGAUGGAUUAAAAAAUCAUCCUGACACUGUAGAUGAUCUUUUCAGAUUAUGUGCUAGGUUUCUUCAAAGAGCUCCAAUACCUUUUUUGUGCUCUGUUGUCAUAGAAAGCAUAAUUGACUGUGCCUUAAUGGCCUGUAGCUUAGACCAUAGAGACGCAAAUGUAUCAGUAAUGAAAUUUUUUUAUGAUUUGUUACAUUGUGGUCGAAAUUAUGAGAAUCGAACGGAUUAUACAAUACGGCGGGAAUUAGUACAACGCGUAUUAAAAGAAAAAGGACAGACAUUAGUCAUAAGGUUACUUCAUGCAUCUGUAUUCUCACUAUCGUCCUACAUGUUAUCUGAUGUGGCAGAUGUUUUUGUUGAACUUUCUUUAACUAAUAGACAACUAUUAUCUAAAUGGUUAGAAGAAGCCAUUAAAACCAUGCCAUCACAAAAUGCAGGUGGUUCUCCUACAGCACAACCUGAACAAUUGUUUGAAUUUCACAAUACGGUUACAAGGGCAGAAACAGCAAAAUCUAUAAAUCAUGCUUUACGCAAUUUUGCGCGUUUGUAUCGUUGAUGCAUUUUAAAAUUUUAAGAUCAAAAAUAUCAAAAUUAUAAACAGCAAAAAUCUUCUAGGAUCCUUCAUAUAAUUAUUAUAUUUGAAGGUAUUAAAGAAAAAAGAUUACUGUGAAAUGGUAAGUCUAUGCUGUAUAAAUAUAUUAGCAAAAGUUUUAAAUUUUGUAUUUGUUUACUAUCUACACAUUCCUUUACAAAGUAUGUAAAACAAAUAACAUAAACCAAUCAUCUUAUAAGAUAUAAUUUUACAUACAAACUUUGUGUUCUAUAAAUUUUUUUUAUAAUAACUAAUAUAUACAUUUUUGCCAUAUGAAAAACUAAAUAUAGAACUUUAUACACUGCUUGCUUUUCAAUUAUUUAUGUUAUUAUUAGUAUAGUUAGAUUGUAUUUGUUCCGUGUAAUUUUUGAAUAUAUAAUAUGAAGAAGAAUAUCCGGAUUACCUAUUAGGUAUGUAUCUAGUCAACUAUUUCAAAUAACAUUGUGCAUACUUUGUAGAUGAAGUGUAGAUAGUAAACAUUAAAAAAUCAGAGUGAUUAUAUAUUUUUGUGCUUUCCAUCUUAUUUACACGGACAAUUUUACAAUGGAAUAUUAUUAAAUUAUAUAACAAAGGAAUAUGUGGUAUUCGAUUUAUCAUUAAAAUGCACUAGGUUGUACAAUAUUAUCUUAAAGUUACGUUUUUAAAGCUUAAGUUUAAAGCUUAAAGCUUUAACAGAUUUAUUAAGUAUCACUUUCAAUAACAAUUUUUUUUGUUAUUUUAUAUGGUUAUAAUAAUAUGGAGAGCAAACAACAUACUUUGCAAACAGAUUUUUGAUAAACAUUUCUAAAUGAAAUGUAAAAAAAUUAUUUGUGCAUACAUAUUACAUGAAAAAUAUGUAUGAAUUUUACGUGAUAAAAUAGGAUUUAUUGACAUUUCUGUAUCUUUUUCACAUGUUUCGCAAAAUAUAUAAUUUUAUAUACAUGUAGAACAUAUUUAAUGAGGCGUGUUAUAUGAUAGUAAUGUUUGGAGACAAAUGUGUCCAACAUUCUCAUUGUAUGAACAGACAUUUGAAAGUAAAGUGUUCAAUAGUUUUAAACAUGUCAAUAUUUUCAUCAAUUUGUGUCUCAAAAUACAAGUCUAAUCGUAUAUUCUGAACCAAAGUAAAGAUGCAAAAAUACAAAUUUAUAUACAUACAAUGAAAAUACAAAAAAAAA